AUGCUCUCCUUCAGCACCCUGUCUGUCUUUGCCGCUCUCGCGCUCAGCACUUUCACCUCUGCGGCUCCUGCUCCUUCCGAAAUCUCUGACGUCAUCACCUCUGCGAGUCCCGCCGUUCCGGUUGUCGGUGUUGUCUCAGGCGUCGCCAGCUCGCUUCCAGAUGUCUCGUGCGGCACCAAGAAUGUCGUCACGAUCAUUACCGAGACUCAGUUCAAUUUGUCUGAGAUCAUCAUCGAGUUCCGCUACAUCACGGCCCAGAACGCUACCAUCGAGGUUCUCGCUCCCCUUGUUGAGAACAUCAAGGGUGUUCUCGGCGACGCUCUCUGGGAGAUCAACGGUCUCGUCGGCCAGGGCCACAAUGUGAUCCUUGGUCUUAGUGGUGGUAAUCUCCUCACAGUUAGCGAUGUUGCGACUGCGAUCGGCGGCCUCCUGACACUUGUGCUCGACGCCGUCUCUUCUGUCCUCGCUGUGACCAGCUCGGACUCCACUGAGUGUGUGACUUACAUGUUGUCUGGCCUUGUUGAGGUCCUUGGCUGCGUUGUGUGCGCCACUAUCAUGCUUGUCAACCCCCUCCUCGGCAGCGUGGUCUCGACUGUUGCUAUCCAGCUCGGCGGCCUUGUCGGUGUCAUUUCGACGCUCAAGGUUACCGUCCUCCUCAGCAUUUUCGGCAGCACUGUGUGA
This is a messenger RNA of Postia placenta MAD-698-R-SB12, 681 nucleotides long. RefSeq lists its product as hypothetical. Lineage: Eukaryota; Fungi; Basidiomycota; Agaricomycetes; Polyporales; Adustoporiaceae. The coding region runs from base 1 to 681 and encodes 226 amino acids. The record is from RefSeq and is a predicted model, not a curated record. The transcript is spliced from 4 exons.